AAGGAAGGACAUUAUCAAGCACAUUCUUAGACGUUUCUGUUCCUUUUUUUCCUGCUUUCAUUUUCCAGAAAAUGUCCAUUUCAGGCACAUUCAGCGAGAAUUCUCCAGAUCAAAGAAAUGCUUAUGGUGGUACUGAUAGUUCACAAAAUGAAAGUCAGGAAAUGAAGGGAGAAGUCCACAGUCAUGUAGAGGAGAGCAUUCGUCCAUACAUUGAUCUGAUUGACACUCUACGGUCAGUUGGCAUUCAGAAGGACUUGGCGUUACCAACUAUUGCAGUGAUUGGAGACCAGAGUUCUGGAAAAAGCUCUGUGUUGGAAGCGCUGUCUGGAGUUGGAUUACCAAGAGGGACCGGAAUUGUCACCAGAUGUCCAUUAGAGUUAAGACUGAAGAAGGUACCAGGAGUCAACUGGAAGGCUGUUUUAACUUACAAUAACAAAACAGGUGAAUCUGUGAAUAUUGCAGGUCCUAUUAAAGCCAGCAAACAGGCGAGUGGAGAGGCAGCACAGUCAACUCACAAUAAGAAGAAAAUUGAAUUUUUAGAUCCUUCAUUAGUUGAAAAACAUGUGGCAGCAGCCCAGAAUGAGCUGGCAGGAAAAGGGGUAGGAAUAUGUGAUGAGCUCAUCACUUUAGAGAUCAUGUCACCAGAUGUGUGUGACCUCACACUGAUCGAUCUACCUGGAAUCGCUCGAGUGCCAGUAAAAGGACAGCCAGAGGAUAUUGGAAAACAAAUCAAACGUCUGAUCAUGACAUUUAUUGGGAAACAUGAGACUAUAAACCUGGUUGUGGUUCCUUGUAACACUGACAUUGCAACAACAGAAGCCCUGAAAAUGGCACAAGAAGUAGAUCCUGAGGGCAUAAGAACAGUCGCCAUUUUGACCAAGCCAGACCUCAUAGACAAGGGAACAGAGAAGAACAUUCUGGCCAUUGUCCACAACAGUGUGAUUCCUCUCAGCAAAGGUUACAUCAUGGUGAAGUGUAGAGGACAACAGCAAAUCAAUGAUGAAAUUUCUCUAGAGGAGGCGGCACAAAUAGAGAGAGAUUUCUUCCAAAACCAUGACUAUUUCAGAUGCCUCUUGGAAGAGGAUAAAGCAACUGUUAAAUCUCUUGCCAUCAAACUGACUCAGGAUCUUGUUGAUCACAUCAAAAAAUCACUGCCACAGCUCCAUGAGCAGAUAAAAAAGCAUUUGUGGAAUGCGAGGAGAGCACUUAAGGAAUGUGAGGAUGGACCACCAGAAGACCUUGAAGGAGCCAAGGAAUUCCUUAUUAAAACCUUAAACAGAUUCAACGAGCAAAUCAAGUUACUAUCAUCAGGAGAGCUGAUGAAUGAGAUGAAUGAAAAACAUUUGUGUUUCCAGUUUCGUGCUGAAUUCAAGAAGUGGAAUGAUUAUCUUAACAAAUCAAAGCCAUCAUUUAAAGAUUUAAAAAAGCUGAGCGAGAAUUACAGAGGGUGGGAACUGCCUGGCUUCAGCAACUACAGAUUGUUUGAGAAGAUUCUGCAGGACCAUGUGGCAAAAUUUAAAGAGCCAGCUUUUGAUUUACUCAAUGCUAUAAAAGACAUCGUCAUCAAGCAAUUCAGUGAUGUGGUGAGUGUGUGUUUCCGGAACUAUCAUCUCCUUCAAAACAUCACUAUGGACAAACUCAACAACAUUCAGUUAAACCAACAAGAAAAGGCUGAGGAGAGAAUCUCAGAGCAGUUUAAAAUGGAAAACAGGAUCUACACUCAAGAUCCCAUCUUCCUGAAGAUCUUGAGUGAGAUUAGAAACGAGACUUUUUCAGAAAAGGAGUUACCUGUCUUUGACAAACUAUGCACGUACAGUCAUAUGCUGGAGGCAUUUUAUGAGAUUGUGGUGCAGAGGAUGGCUGACCAACUGCCCUUGAUGAUCACCUUUUACAUGUUGCAGGAAACUGCUCAGCUUCUGUCUAUUGACAUAAUGAAAAUAUUGGAAAAGCCAGAUGUGCAUGAGCUCCUGUCUGAGGACUCUGAUGUCAGCAGAAGACGCAAAGACCUAAGAGCUCAUCUGAAUCGUUUGACUGCUGCUGCGGAAGAAAUUAACAAAUUUUUUAAUUGACUAAAGGAUAUAUCUGAAAAACAUCUAAUGUAUCUAAUGUUAAUCUUGUAUCUG
Molecule: messenger RNA, 2123 nt
Organism: Labeo rohita (rohu)
Lineage: Eukaryota; Metazoa; Chordata; Actinopteri; Cypriniformes; Cyprinidae
Product: interferon-induced GTP-binding protein Mx3
Exons: 14
Coding region: 72-2069 (665 amino acids)
Biological process (GO): defense response to virus
Cellular component (GO): nucleus; membrane; microtubule
Molecular function (GO): GTPase activity; GTP binding; microtubule binding
Source: RefSeq, a predicted model, not a curated record